This is a messenger RNA of Leptopilina boulardi, 2667 nucleotides long. It is a transcript of the gene heix, whose product is annotated as ubiA prenyltransferase domain-containing protein 1 homolog. The transcript has 2 exons. The record is from RefSeq and is a predicted model, not a curated record. Gene Ontology annotation, molecular function: prenyltransferase activity. Bases 272 to 1261 code for a protein of 329 amino acids. Gene Ontology annotation, biological process: menaquinone biosynthetic process; vitamin K biosynthetic process. NCBI's taxonomy places the organism in Eukaryota, Metazoa, Arthropoda, Insecta, Hymenoptera, Figitidae. Gene Ontology annotation, cellular component: Golgi membrane; endoplasmic reticulum.
UCUCGUAGAAAGUCAGUGAAUUACAAACAACUGGAAAGAUCAACUGAGGUUAAAACACGUCACCAAAGAUCAAUGCAUUUUGAGUAAACAGCUGUAAAAGAUCUGUUAUUAUUUUCCUAAUGUUCACAAAGUGAAUGACUGGCGGAAUUUACAAAUGUUGAUUUACAAAGAUUACUAUGUGUUCAGGAAAUUUAACCCACAUUGGAGAAACGUGGACUUUAUGUUAACCUAACCUCUAUUUUCAACAAAAAAAAAGUUUUAGAAUCGAAAAAUGAUGUCGAACGGUGUACAAAGUCAUACGACAGAAGAUAAGGAAACUGCUUCAAAAAGCAGUUUUUCAUCGACAAAUUCAACAUUAAAUUCGCCAUUAAUGAAGCUAUCAUCAUAUUUUCUGGCGGUUCGACCCUGGUCAUUGAGCGCAUCAUUAAUGCCAACACUAUUGGGUUCGGCACUCGCCUAUCGAACAACGGGAAUAACAAGUUUUAGCUGGAUUUCCUUUGUCCUAACACUCUAUACAAUAAUAUCAGUUCACGGCGCUGGUAACGUUGUAAACACAUAUUUCGACUAUAUAAAAGGUGUGGAUAGUCGUAAAAGUGAUGACAGAAUAUUAGUUGAUCAAUUGCUCUCAAAAGAUGAAUUGGUAUCAUUGGGAGCUUUACUUUAUGCGGCAGGAUGUUUAGGUUUUGUUUUAUUAACAACCAUAUCGCCUGCAAAAAUGGAGCAUCUUGCUCUUGUUUAUUUCGGUGGUCUUUCAUCGUCAUUCUUAUAUACAGGUGGAAUUGGCCUUAAGUAUAUUGCACUUGGGGACGUAAUUAUUUUAGUAAUAUUCGGUCCAAUAUCGGUACUAUUUGCUUAUAUGGCACAAACUGGAUUUAUUGCCUGGGAAACAAUUUAUUUUGCCGUUCCACUUGCGUUAAAUACAGAGGCUAUUUUACAUAGCAACAAUACAAGAGACUUGGAGAGUGACAAAAAGGCUGGAAUAGUGACACUUGCAAUUUUAAUCGGUCACACGGCAUCGCACGUUUUAUAUGCAUUUUUACUAUUUACGCCGUAUAUUAUAUUCGCAGUUCUUGCUCUGAGAUACUCAAUUUGGUUUCUACUGCCAUUGAUUACAGUACCAACUGCUUUUAAAAUUGAAAAGCAAUUUCGUGAUCAGAGUAUGAUUCAGAGUGUUCCUAAACAAACAGCAAGGCUUAAUAUGUAUCUGGGGAUGCUCUACGUUAUCGCCUGUCUCGCCGCUGAGCCACUUCCUUAUUUAUAAUUGAAAUAAAAAAUACGAACAAAUAAAUUAAAGUGGACAUUGAACAUUUUUUAAAUGGGAAUUAAGUCCUAGGGAGAUUUAGCUACAAGCGGAGUCAGUGGCUUAGGAUUAGAGAAGAAUUUUUAAUUGCUAUCGACAGACUGGUAGAUCUGUAGACAAUGAGAAGUGGUGAUGUUUCUAUUUUACCACUUUCAUCUGCGGAAAUGAAAAAAAAAAACUUUGCUAAUUAUUGUAAGAACUCACUAAUUUUUCGGGAAUGAGAUUUUCAUUUUCGAAUUAUCUCAUGUUUAAGCAUAAAAAAAAAAUUUAUAUAUUUUUUCAGACUAAUUCACACUACAUUUGUAAAGUAAUCUUAUACAAAUAUUUGGCGUUGGGCUUAAAAAAAAUUAUGUAUUCAUUGUAAAAAAAAACAUAAUAAUAGAAGAAUAACCGGACUGCAGUUUUCUAUCGUUAAAUCAAAAGUAGAUUUGUAGAUUUAGUCAAUUCGUAUUAAAAUAAGAUAUAUAUCAAUUUAGAGACUGAUUUAUAAAAAAAAAAAAUUCAGAAAAAAUUUUCAAGUCUUAAUUUAAAAUAAAAUUAAUUUGCUCUCUAACUGCAGAAUUUUAGGUUUUUUCUUCUAUUGAAAAACUUUGUUUAUACAUACAUAUAUAUAUAUAAAAAAUAAAUGGUAAAAAAAAUUGUUAUGUAAUAAAACUAAUUUAAAAAUCUUCAAGAUUAAGCGUUGAGCCUUUACAUGUUACUUAACAAAUGUAAAUGAUAUUUUAUAUAAUUUAUAAGAAUAUCAGGUAUUUCGUUUUAAAAAAUCUUGAUUUCUGUUAUUUAUAAUUAAUUUAUUUACUACUUAAAUAAAAAAAAAAAGUAGGGUUGGCUUUAAAUGGUGCAACAUCAUUUUUUGAAAUAAAAACUAAUUUGCCCUUAUUUUUGACUUAUUCGUUUUAAAAAUAUAGAAAGAAAGAAAAUUUUGACAAUUUUUUUAUUUCUCAAAAUGAAAAUUACAUUGAUUACAUUAACCCUAGUCAUAGUUCUAAGAUCUAUCAAUAAUAUAUCUUAAUUUUAAUGGAUAAAUCAUUCAUCAUAAUUUCUGUUUUACAGUUGUUUUUUUUUUUUUUUUGUUGGUUGAAUUUUUUUUUUAAACCUUACAUUCAUGAUAAUAUGUACAAGAUUUAAAACAGAAGCGAAGAAAUAUUAUAUCGAAUUACAUAUUUAAUGUUGCACACUGCGAAUAAUAAUUCCCUUUUAAGAUGGAAGGGAAAUCGCACAGGAAAAUAUAUACAGCAGUUUUACUGGAAUUGAAAAUGAUUAAUUUUUUUUUAAUUUCUCUAAGAAGUCGUGUUUAAAUUAUAAAUUAAAUUGUAAACAAGGAAUUCUAUGAUUGGUUCAGUUGUGCAAUAAAAUGAACCAAUUUA